This is a messenger RNA of Sphaerodactylus townsendi, 2263 nucleotides long. RefSeq names its product leukocyte elastase inhibitor-like. The record is from RefSeq and is a predicted model, not a curated record. The transcript has 10 exons. Lineage: Eukaryota; Metazoa; Chordata; Lepidosauria; Squamata; Sphaerodactylidae. Gene Ontology annotation, biological process: negative regulation of endopeptidase activity. Bases 1 to 1680 code for a protein of 559 amino acids. Gene Ontology annotation, molecular function: serine-type endopeptidase inhibitor activity.
AUGCCAAAGCACCUCCCUGGGACCGUUCGGACGGACAGUCCCAGCAGGGUGGCAGGCGGCGGCGCAGCCUUCACACAGGGUGCGCCGUCCCUGAACGACGUCCCUCUCCUCCUGGCUUCCGGCACGUCGCAGAAGCCAGGGGACAUCCUCCUACAGGCUGGAGUGGAGGCUCUGCAGUCGCAGGCCAGGAGGGCAUGUCCCCUGGCCUCUGCGAUGCGCCGGAAGCCAGAAGGAGAGCCACACAAGGAUUCUGCCCUCAUCAAGCUCUGGGGGAGCCUGGGUGCCGGCCUGUGGAGCUGUGAAUUGGUGGAAGGAAUGAAGACCACAGGAAGAGGUGCUCCAGACUGUCCCAUCAAUCAGAGAAACUCAUUUGGUGGGUACAAAAAAGAGGACUUUUUCAGGGGCAACCUCAUGAUUAUAAACAAACUCCCCAUGAAGGUCCUGGCCAGGCCUGGGCCUUUUAUGAACAAAUCUCAGCUGGUGGCCCUCGAGGGGUCACCCUCCCCGGGCUUCCAUGAGGGGACCAAGCCUAGAGAUGAUAGACAACAGGCACAAGAACCACAACACACUGAACCUAGUGAUGACAGACAUCAGGCCCAAGAACCACAUCGUACUAAACCCAGUGAUGAUAAACAAGAAUCAUCCGAACAUCCAUGUUCCUGCUCUAAGCCAGAGGCACCUGAAAAAGAGGCAUCAACGUCUCCUGAAAAGUCUGAUUCAGAUGAUGAAUGUGAAUAUCCUGAAGGAGUCCAUACUGCAUUCAGCAAAAUACUUCAACGACUUAACAGACCUAGCACCAAUUACAUUCUGAGUUUUGCCAACAAGCUCUAUGGAGACUAUGCCAUUGCUUUCAUUCAGAAAUUCCUUUUCUGUGCUCUGAAACUGUAUUGGACAGAAGUGGAUGGAGUUGAUUUUCAUUGUGCUCCUGGGGAUGUGAGGCAACUGAUAAACCUGUGGACUGAAAUCCAAACUCAUGGUAAAAUCAAGAAUAUUCUACCCGAAGGAAGUGUGGAUUCUUUGACUGAGCUGCUGAUGGUGAAUAACAUGUACUUCAAAGGAGUAUGGGACGUUGAAUUUAAGAAAGAGCUCACAAAAGAAGCCCCAUUUUUCACAGAUGCGAAGGCUUAUCAUACUGUACAGCUGAUGCAUAGCAAGGGGACCUUCAGUACGGGGACAGUGUAUCUAAACAACAUCGAGGCGCAAGUUCUUGAGAUUCCCUACAAAGACCAUGUGAUGAGCAUGUUCGUAUUACUCCCGGCUGAUGAAAGUUCUGAAGCUCUUCUUCAGCUGGAAAAUGCACUGACCUAUGAAGAUUUGCUUGACUGGUCCUACGAUCUGAAGCCUGAAGAGGUAGAGCUGGCCAUUCCCAAGUUCAGCCUGGAGAAGACAGUGGAAGCUGACAAAUACUUGGAUCUGUCACUUCUAAACGAUUCUGAAAAAGCCGAUUUCUCUGGCGCAACAACCACUCACGGGGUGGCUCUGUCUCAGCUCGUCCAUGAUACUUUCUUCGAGGUUGAUGAAGAGGGUGGCGAAGCACCUGCCACAAAGGAGGCCCAAGUCUCCCGGCGCCAGCGUCGGGGACCUGUGCCUUUCAUAGCCGACCAUCCCUUCCUUUUCUAUGUUCGGCAGAAUUGCACCAAAAGCAUUCUUCUCUUUGGUAGGUUCCUUAAGCCCGAGUAAAAGAAUGAUUCUGACGGACGAAAAUCGAGAUCAGCGGAAAACGACGAUGGAAAACGAUUUUAGAAAAGUUCAUUCUUUUGUUUUUUUUCCACUUCGCUUCAUGCCUUGUGAUUCUAAUCGCUGGAUGGAUAGGGGCAAAGGCAAUCUGUAUUUGGUGGUGGGUCUGAUUUGCGCUCUGAAGGAAUUCUGUUGUUCUGCCUUCUCACACCAUUUUGCUCCAUGUCACUUUGUUUAAAGAACAACCUUCCUUUAUCCUUGAAUGGGAGAACUAGUCCUUGUCUUUACAGUCAGCUACAGACAAAUGGCCAUAUUCCAAAAGAAAAAUAGUCCCUUAGAGAUCUGUGAAGAGAGUAAUGUGGACUCCGAAACUACUCUUAUAGAAAAAGCUAUACUUCUUACUUCUGCACAGUUAUUAAAGAGGGUUGUUCUCUUUCUGUUUUGGGAUGUGGUCAUUCAGGAGAAAUAUGCAGUGCUUCAUAUGAGACUUUUUUGGUUGACUCCCAAUGUGAGCAAACUGUACAUGCUUACUUGAGAGGUAGUAAGGACAUGCCUCUCAUUGACACAGAAUUGACACAGACGCAGC